GGUUGAGCUAUUCCCGGUAUUCUAUACACGCUCUACAUCGACCACAUACCAUUCACGGAAACAGCCUUCAGCAUUCGAAGUGUAAUGUCUUCACAUAAGUGAAUGAAGCAGUCCUGGUGAUGGCGUCACGGAUCGGUCUUGCACUCUACCGAGGACGACGUUCACUCCUUCCACUUCUAAGUAGCAUUCUUAUUGAAACCUUGGAAGUAUCAUGAUACCACCACUGCCUCUGGGACCUGCAUGAUCCAUUGAGAUAACCCGAACGGAGUGAUGAGUGGCUCCAGCCAAACACCAUACAGCUUGCUGUCGAACCAGCGGCGCUCAGGAGAGCAGCGUCCUAGCAACAAGCGGGGUCCUUCCGGAGGAUGGAGCAGGCUGAAGACUCCAAAUAUCGAUUCCCUCGAGGUGUAUGGAUAUCCCUCGAAGGGCGAGACCAAGCUCAACGACCCUAAAGCCCAAGAAUCCCUUUACAAUAAGAUCGUAGAGCGCUACAUGAAAUUCUGCGCCUCCUCCAGCAGCGGCGACGAACUCGACAAGCAAUUCGCCUCUCUAUCCCUCAGCUCGACCUCCCCCUUAGCAACACCGAGCCCUCCGGCCCCUCCGCCCUCUCGAGCCUCGAGGUCGGGAAGUAAUGCCUCGAACGCCCCCCCCUCCCACUCCGUCGAGCUGGCGACCAUCUUGACUGCUCUCCGAAAGCUUCGCGAAGCAAUAGUCGCCACAGCCCGCCGGGAUGUAUUCGCACAACGCGUCUACAUCUUCAACAUCCAUGCCGCGAUUCUCUGCAAGGAGUGGGAAUCGUACGCCCCCGCACUCAUAUCCCUCCUUACAAAGAUCCACUCCCAGUCGCCAUUGCCCGCACCAGAACUCCACGAGUUCGUCGGAUUCUGGAUACUAGACCUUGCGUGUCGGCAAUCGGACAUAAUGGCCGCCUAUACCGUCAAGACACAGUUCAAACACGAGGACCGGAGAGUGGGGCUGGUGCUCAAGGCAUUGGCGCAUGAUAACUGGGUGCUGUUCUGGAAGAUGCGGAGGGCGGUGGAUGGGUAUCAGAGGCGGAUUAUGGAGUUCGCGGAUACGGGAAUGAGGUUGCAUGCGUUGAAGUGCCUGGGGAGAAGCUACAUGACUGCAGACAGGGCGUAUGUGGAGCGUUGUACGGAUAGGAAAUGGGUGGAUCUGGUAAAGGAUGGGGUUGGAUGGGAGCUUGCUGAAAGCGAGAAGAUCGUGAUUAGGAGGCCGAAGGUCAAAUGAGCCGAUGGUCAAGAGGCGAGGAUGUGUGCGUCAAUACUAGGUUCUUGUCAUGAGACUUGUAGCAUUUAUACCUUCGUAGGGUACGGAGGAGUGUUUUAGCGUACAGCGCUGCUAAAUCUUAGGCCUUCGACUGGACCAAGAGAAUUGUUCGUAGAUUAAAACAUGUUAGAUACCCUAAAAGAGAUGCGAUCAUUCUUACCAUGCACACCUCUCUACUGCC
Mytilinidion resinicola is the source of this 1468-nucleotide messenger RNA. RefSeq lists its product as uncharacterized. NCBI's taxonomy places the organism in Eukaryota, Fungi, Ascomycota, Dothideomycetes, Mytilinidiales, Mytilinidiaceae. The coding region runs from base 271 to 1248 and encodes 325 amino acids. The transcript has 2 exons. The record is from RefSeq and is a predicted model, not a curated record.